CACGUGACGGAACUGUCGCGACAGAGCGGGGGUUUUCGUACGACAAGCAGCGACUGGACGAGCACAGCGUAAACGAAUAGGACUUGCGAAGUCAUGAAAAGGAAAAGAGAAUAACUGGGCGUUGCGACGUAUGAAAGAAGAUAUCAAGCACUGACAUACGCGCGAUUCUGUUCGGCUGACUCGGUCGAGACGGUUCCGUCUCGGUGAAGAGUGUGGUGUAUCUUUUUCUUUUAUCUGGUAACACGUGCGUGGUAGCCGCCGGUGGAAUCUGAGACUACGGGUCAUUGCCGACCGUCGGGUUGUCAUCGGAGGCCGUCGUCUAGUGCCCUAUAUUUUUUUUCGCUGUCCAUCGCCUCAGUCUUCGUGGGAAAUUAGUGUCGUAGCAUCGACUGAAGGAGGCUGAGAGCAAAUCAACUAUGACGACGCCAUACGCCCUUCACGGCGUGCUGUUGCUGCUGGCGUUAGGAAGUGGAAGCGCCCAGCAGCUCGGUAUCCUAAGCAACCCGCUGGGUUCGUUGACCAACACGGGCUCCAGUCUGAACCCGGUGAACUUGGGCACGCGAGCCUGGGACCAAACGUUCGGAAAGAUUACCAACACUUCGGCUUCGGAUAUCAGCAGGCAGCUGACUGAGAACGCCAUCCCGGGAGUUCGUCAUCGAGUGAUCACCGAUGUGCCUCUGGGGGGACACGUACUUGCUGAAAUCUUCCAGAAUUCUUCCGGUCAUGUUAUCGACUGCAACCUGCUCGGUGACAAGGCUCUUAUUGAAGGCGUCCUCGUAGUCCUGCCCGAAAGCCUGGUAACAAAGGUGACACCCGAAGAAAUGAAUCAGUUUCUGGACCUAUGCGGCACGCGGGAGAACUUCGCCAGCAAGCAGAAAUCUGCAUUUGACUACAUCGGCGACGUAUUCAAGAGCCUGUUCAUAUUCCCAGGCACAAAAUGGUGCGGCGCUGGUAACGUGGCCAAGAACUACGACGACCUGGGACCUUCCAGGGCCACCGAUGCUUGCUGCAGGGAACACGACCACUCCGACGACAACAUCCCGGCUUUUCAGGCUAAAUACGGCAUCAGAAAUACGAACCUUUACACUAUGACUCACUGCAAGGGUGACCGUAAGUUCUACGGCUGCCUUCUGAAUGACAGCAGUAUCCCAUCUGUCACCGUGGGAAAGAUAUUCUUCAACAUUCUGCGGACCAACUGCUUUGACUACACAUUUCCCAAGAAGUGUGUCCAGAACAAUGCAUUCUACAUUCCUCUAAUAACUGAAAAGUGCAGCGAGUACAGGCUGGAUCCUGCCGAACCAAAGGAAUGGCAGACCUUCUCGCCCCCGAACUUCUGGAAAGACUACUUGGCCCGCAAAAAAGAACAAGCCAACCAACCGAAACAACCAGUCAGUCCCCCGAGCCCUGGACAGGACGGCGGCACUGUGUCGGUCACCACGGAGGAGCCCGAGGAAGAACCGGAAGAGGAACCCAUCGUGGACGCCGAACCCGACAACUGGAAGAAGUUGGACCCUGCCGACUACAGCCUCGACGCUACCGAAGAACCCGUGUUCGAAGAGACGACGCCGAGGCCGGCAGCUUCGCGUUCGUCCGGAUCGAGGCCUACAGGAUUGAACCUCGGAGGCCUUAACGUUGGGUGAAAGUACGGACACACACCGCAGGGUACAACUGUGCCACUCUAAGAAAAGUUUGCACUCUUUGCGGCCUGUAUUCUCUCGAGCGAAUGAUCAUCUAUCUAUAUUGCCUGUCUUUCCUUUGAUUAACAUAUUUAGGUGCACGUUAAAGAAACUCAGGUGGUCGAAAUUUUGCGGAGCCCUCCACUAUGGCGUCUCUCAUAAUCAUAUCGUGGUUUUGGGUCGUUAAACCCCAGAUAUUUAAUUAUUAUCCUUUGAUUAACUCUACGCGUCCGGUACGUCUUUGCCCCGAAUGACAUAUGCGUUAUUACCGCUUCGUAACAUUUUUGACGGAAAAGUACCGAGCGCGUAGUUUUCAAGAAGCGAAAGGCAAGCAAGCCGGGUGGUGAUUACUGUUCGGGGACGAGAUACUCCGCAAGUGGUGCAAACUUUCACUAGAGUGUGGCGUUUUGUUAUCGGUCACUUAGCUGCUUACUACGCAACUCAGCAACCGCAUAAUGGUCCGGCUGCUAUAGGCUACGAAGCUGCCACGUGUCAUCGCUACGAGAGUCGCCUGUAACAUACAAAUAUUUUAGGAUGCGCGUUUUCGCUUGAUAGCGGCUGUCAGUAUAUGAGAGGGACAUGCAAUGAAUGGGUGUUAGAUGAUGAAGAAAUUAGAAGUGUCUAAGAAAUAAACUCU
This is a messenger RNA of Rhipicephalus sanguineus (brown dog tick), 2313 nucleotides long. RefSeq names its product group 3 secretory phospholipase A2. NCBI's taxonomy places the organism in Eukaryota, Metazoa, Arthropoda, Arachnida, Ixodida, Ixodidae. Gene Ontology annotation, biological process: phospholipid metabolic process; arachidonate secretion. The transcript is spliced from 7 exons. Bases 417 to 1640 code for a protein of 407 amino acids. The record is from RefSeq and is a predicted model, not a curated record.